AUGUUUAAAGAUAAUGGAAGUAAUCAACAUCAAAUCAAUUAUCAAAGAAUUGCAACUCGACUUUACUCAUUCGUUCUUCUCAUUUCGCUUAUUAUCGUUAGUUUCUAUUUAUUAUUAAAUAAAGAUCUUCAACAAAAAACAAUUCAUCAACCAUCAGAAUUCCAAUUUAAAGAACUUGAAAAAAUUUAUUCUUCAAAUCUUUAUUGUCCAUGUUCAACAGACUCAAUGAGUUAUUCAACUUUUAUUACGAUUGAACCUUACUUUCAUCAAGUAUGUUUAAGUGAUAUUACAUCAGAUGCAUGGAUUAAUUAUGUCAAGGGUGAUAACAUCCGGAACGCUUACUAUUCAAGACUUGACUAUCGAAAUUCUGGUGUAUAUCAAUUCCAGUUAUUGUCAAUGUUAUGCCAACAUGCUCAACAAACAGUUAAUAUUAGUAUCAAAACAUUUCUUCAAACACAAUUUCUUUCUUCACAAGUCAUCUCUCAAAAUCGAUUUGAAACUAAAGUUAAUUCAACUAUUAAUGAUUGGAAAUCUGAAACUAUCGAUCAAUUUUUACAAACAAUUAAAAUGUUUCAAGCUGUAUCACACGGAAAUCAACUUAUGAGUCAACAGUUUAUUUAUUAUAUGGACUCGAAUGGUAUAAAAUUGAAUCUUAAAGUACAAGAAUAUUUAAAUUGUUCAUGUACUCGAUCUUCAUCAUGCCUUUUCCCUAUCGUCGAAGGAUUAAUGAAAUCAACUUUAGAAUGUUUUUAUAACCUAUCAUGUAUGAUUGAAUUAGAUCGAUAUUUUUAUUUUCCUCUUGGAUCAUCUUUUAAUUUUUCACCUUUAAAUGAAAAUCUUAGUCCACCAAAUGAAACAAUUGAAUCAAUUAUCAAUAGACUUAUGAUUGAUUCUUGGACAUCGAAUAUUUCAUUUUCUUCAUAUUAUGACAUAUGUUCUCCAUCAUCAUGUACGUAUGAAUAUAUUAGUCGAAGUGAUUUAUUCUUUGUUAUAACAACAAUUCUUGGUAUUUGUAGUGGUUUAUCUCUUGGAUUAAAACUACUUACUUUAAUUAUUCUUCGAUUUAUUGAGAAUACAAUUAAUAAUAAUUCUUUUAAUGGAUUUAUAACAAUGAUAAAAAACUUAUUUGUAUGUAAUACUGAAAAACGUCUUAUUAAUCGAUUUCAUUUCAUUUUUCUUUUAUUAAUAUUAUGUGUAAUAUUUAUAUUUUCUGCUUUUAAACCAAAAUCAGUUACUAUCCAAAUAAUAAAACCAUCACUUUCAAAUUAUAAAGAUUUAUUAAAAGAUCAUUAUUAUUCUCUUCAAUGUUCUUGUUCACAAAUAUCUAUUCCAUAUGAAACAUUUCUUAAUAUCGAACCUCAUUUUCAUGAUUUAUGUUCAAGUCAAUUUAUUUCUGAUGAAUGGAUUUAUUAUCUUUAUGGUGAAGGGAAUCUUUUUCAUCGAUUUUCAUUCGAUGAUUAUCGUUAUUCAGCUCCUGGACAAUUUCUUUUACUUUCUUCAUUUUGUAAACUUAGUCAAGAAAAAGUAAAUCAUACUCUUUCGCGUUUAUUGGCAAGUUAUUUUAUUAAUUCUCAGCUUUUAUCUGAAAAUCAUUUAAUUGAACAAAUCGAAAUAAUUCUAAAUCGACUUCAAUCAACUACAUUCAAUUCAUUUCUUAAUCUUUUAAAUUUAAUUCGUGGAAUAAUUGGUUCAAAUAUGAUUAUGAAUGUAUGGAGCACUAAUUGGGAAUAUUCUUUUCAAGCUGAAUUUAUUUUGCGAGUUGCACGUACAGAACCUGUAAAUUAUGGUGAAUGUAAUUGUGGAUUAUCAUUUAAAUGUACUCAAUCAUCAGGAGGUAUGAUGAGUGGUUGUUAUCCACUUGAAUCUAUUCUUCAAACAAAACUUUACUGUUUUUAUGAUCAAAAUUGUAUUGAUUCGAGUGGAAAUUUUACAAGUUUAAAUAUGUCAACAUUGGAAAAAAGUCAAUUUAAUUUAAAUU
Messenger RNA from Rotaria sordida, 1978 nucleotides. The record is from the annotation of a GenBank genome assembly. Lineage: Eukaryota; Metazoa; Rotifera; Eurotatoria; Philodinida; Philodinidae.